Messenger RNA from Psilocybe cubensis, 1008 nucleotides. RefSeq lists its product as uncharacterized. The transcript has 6 exons. Bases 1 to 1008 code for a protein of 335 amino acids. The record is from RefSeq and is a predicted model, not a curated record. Lineage: Eukaryota; Fungi; Basidiomycota; Agaricomycetes; Agaricales; Agrocybaceae.
AUGUCGGUCCCCGUUGAACCCUUGGUCCCCUCUGUCGAGGAUGCUCGGUCGGCCGCUGCCGUACCCUUGGUAGUGGCUGGUGGGAAGACUGGUACUGCAGUAAUCAAGGACAUUGCUCAGGCCCCCGGGCUGAUUACCAUGUUAAAUUCGGCCGUGCGUUUCGUGGAAGCCACAUGGACUGCUUCCAAGGUCGAGCGUAACAAAGGUGCCACCAACUUGUGCUUCGAGAUCCGCAAAGCCUACCACAACAUCCACAAUGCGCACCCUCAAAACCUUUCCUUGCAUACUCGGGAGUUCCAAGUGAUCCGCGAGAUCUGUCGUUUCAUCCAGGAAGCACGCAAUGCACCUAAAAGCGAGGGACCAGCACCGACCAGUGCUCCACCAUCCGCAGCCUUCUCUGCGGGCAGCACUGAGUCUACUGCUGUGGUCGUUUCUACGCCCAUCAUUGCGCCGCCCGUUGUCCCUGUAGGUCCUGUUACAGAGGCACCCGUGCGACCCUCCAAAUCCAAGAAACACAAAGGCAGUAAGGCCCCAAAGUCCAAAGCGAUCAUCGACUCUGAAGAUGACAUCGAUGAGGUUCGUCGUGGUGCGGUUGGCGCAUGGUAUACUAAGCUUAUCCGUGACCUCCAGGCAAUGUCAGUUGAUGAUAGCUCUGUCGAGAUCAUCACCUGCAAUGUGGCCCCGAGUGAAGGUAGCUCAAAAGCCCCCAAGCGGGCUGAGACCAUGUUAUUAUCGUAUGAGGAUGCCGGUGUUGACCCAUCCACCCCUCAAGCCGCUAAGGCUCGUCACUAUGCAAAUAAAAAGGCCCGGCAGGAGAUUCCUCCUGUCCUCCAUGACCCCUCUCCCAACUUUGAAGUGCAGGCUGCAGAGCGACGCCUCGCACAACUCCGUUUAGAGCAAGCGGAUUACGAAUUUCGCGUAGCGUUUGCACAGCAACAGCUGGACACCACUCUUCAACACAUUGCCGAACAACUUCGCAUCGUGAAGGGCAAAGGUCCUGUAGUUUAA